This is a messenger RNA of Rotaria sordida, 1167 nucleotides long. The record is from the annotation of a GenBank genome assembly. Lineage: Eukaryota; Metazoa; Rotifera; Eurotatoria; Philodinida; Philodinidae.
AUGAUUGAAGUAAUUGCAGAAAUCUUGCGAGGUCCUGUAUUUCUCGCAGGCGAAACUCUUCAUUGUCGAAUAACAUUAACAAAUAAAUUAUCUGAUGAAAAUGAUUCAACAAAUAAUCAGGAAACUUCGGAAAAAAUUUCUUGGGCAAGUGUUCAACUACAUUGUCAACGUUAUGUAAAUGAACAAAAAGUUAAUUUACAACAACAACAACUAUCAAAUUCAACUGCUUUGAUUGCUACAAAAGGUGAAACUGGUCAAACAGUAUAUACAUCUAAACCAUGUGUACUAUUUUGUGAUCUGACAUUACAACCAGGAGAAACUCGAAUAUUUUCCUAUAGUGAAACAAUUUCUACUCAUGUGCCUCCUACAUUUCGGGGAAGUUAUGUUAAAUAUUCAUAUAAACUUACAAUUGGUACACAACGUGUUAAUCAUCCAACAACACUCAUUCGAGUACCUUUUCGUGUAUUAGUUGUACCAGAUUUAGAUAAAUUUAUUCGACAAGAUAAAGCUGCAAUAGCUUCAUCACAAACUGGUAUUACAGUUGACAAUCCAUUUGUUUCUCCUAAUCGUACAGAAAUUGACUCUUUAACAACAGCAUUAGAUGCUCUUCAAAUUCUAACAUCUCGAGCACAUCAACAUGUUUACAAUAUAACUAAUAAUCGUGGUCGUGUUUGUCGUUUUACAUUAUUUAAAAAUAAUUUUAAAUUAGGUGAAGAUAUAACAGGUAUAAUUGAUUUUGAUCAUACAGAUGUAUCAUGUUUACAAUAUACUGUUACAUUACAAAGUGAAGAAAUAUUAAAUCAACAUUAUCGUCGAAAAUCCAGUCAAUUUCCCAAUCUAACAUCAUUUACAAAACAAUCAGAAUUUUGUUUAUCAACAUCUCAAACAUAUUUAUCUCUUUCUAUUCCAUUAUCCUGUACACCAACAUUUUCAGUAGAUCUUGUUUCAAUACGAUGGAAAUUACAUUUUGAAUUUGUUAUAUCAAAAACUCCACGUAGUUUAUUAUCAACAAAUAAUGAUCCAUCAACAAGUACAAUAUGGUUGCCAUCAAGUUCAAUUGAUGUUGAAAGCAUGACUUGGGAUUUAGGAAUAAAAAUUUUACCAACAAAUCCAUGUUUUGCUAAUAAUGUUGCAAAAGUUUCUUGUACAACAGUUGCUACUAUUUAA